Messenger RNA from Anarrhichthys ocellatus (wolf-eel), 1892 nucleotides. RefSeq names its product general transcription factor IIIC, polypeptide 5 (gene gtf3c5). The transcript has 12 exons. Gene Ontology annotation, biological process: transcription initiation at RNA polymerase III promoter. The record is from RefSeq and is a predicted model, not a curated record. Gene Ontology annotation, molecular function: RNA polymerase III type 1 promoter sequence-specific DNA binding; RNA polymerase III type 2 promoter sequence-specific DNA binding. Gene Ontology annotation, cellular component: transcription factor TFIIIC complex. The coding region runs from base 126 to 1892 and encodes 588 amino acids. NCBI's taxonomy places the organism in Eukaryota, Metazoa, Chordata, Actinopteri, Perciformes, Anarhichadidae.
CCCUCCGCUGUAACUGCAGCAGGAAUGUGCUGAGCAAGUCUUCCUACGUGUAACUUAGUUAGGUCACAGGAAACAGAGCGUUAGUAUUAUGCCCGCGUGAAUAUUACAAUAUUAAUAGAACCAAUAUGGCGGAUUCUAAGGGGCCGAAGCUGGAUUUUACUCUGAAAGAACUGACUCUUUCCUGUCCGACUGAAGAUGUGGAUGUGCCCGGCAGCUCGUCCAGCGUGGUGCUGCAGGACAACAAACUGGUGUGUGUGGAGUAUCCGGCGGUGGUGAACAGCGUGGACAAGAUGCUGGUGACCCUCGGGGGUGUAAAAGGAGUGUCCAAAACCUUCGCUCACCCCAACAGGCGUCUUGAAAUGCGCUUCCGACCUCAGGACCCUUUCUGUCACUCUCUGUGCGGAAACCGCUUCCCAUCAAGCAACCUGGUCCUCAGAGUGCGGCGACGCGUGCGAAAAAGGGACCCCAAGGACGCCGAGAUCCACAUGGAGAUCCUCGGAGUCAUAGGAACAACAUACAAAUUCCAAGGGAUGGCAGACUUUCAGUGCCUCGCUGUGCAUUCAGAAGGUGGAAAAGACACCUCUUUGUACGACAAAAUCAUCCUCCGCAAAUCAGAGAAUCAAGAGUUCUUUGAGCAGCCCAUGCCCCUCUUUCUCCCACCCGCCAGCUUCUCCCGCCUCGACUCUCCUGUGGAUUACUACUACCGGCCCGACAUCUCUCAAACUUCCCCCCAGGUGCCCAACAGCAAGAACAACUUUAUCGGUUUGAAUCGAGCUCGCCGGCCCCACAACGCCAUUUUUGUCAGCUUCAUGGAUCCCACUGUGCCCACCGAGUGCCUCGAGGCAGCCAAGGUCAACUGGUUACGGGUGUGCGUGAAGGAGAAAGACAAGCAGGCUGAGGAACAAUUGAAAAAGAUGUUUGAGAGCCGACCCAUCUGGUCACGAAAUGCGGUCAAGGCCAACAUCAACAUCCACCCUGAUAAACUGAAACUGCUGCUGCCCGUCUUCGCCUACUACAUGGUGACUGGACCCUGGAGGAGUCUGUGGGUGAGGCUGGGCUACGACCCCCGAAAGAGUCCAGACUCCAAGAACUACCAGAUACUGGACUUCAGGAUCCGCUGUAGCACCAAGCACGGGUAUUCAUUAUCUGACAUACCAGUAAAAGCCAAGAGGAGUGCCCUGAACUACAGUCUGCCUAUCACAUUCAACAAAGCAGGUCCCCAGGCAGCUAGUGUGAUGGAACUUCCAGCUCAGGAGGGUCCAGGCUCCAGUCGAGAUCCAGUCCCCAUCACUUACCAGCUGAAGGAGUCGUCCUACAUUUUCAAAGAGGGUAUGCUGCCUCCUCACAGACAGAUGUUUUACCAGCUCUGUGAUUUGGAUGUGGAAAGUAUCAGACGGGAGGUUGAACAGAUGAAUGAAGAUGAGCAGCAGGUAUGCGACGAGCGGGACGGCUGGUGUGUCCUCGGCACCACGGACAAGCUGAGGGACAUAAUCUCAGCCAUGAUCAAGACGGUCAUCCGAGCCCAGAAACCAUCGUUGCCAGAAUUCCCCAAGAGACCUGGGGGUCAGGAGGACGGAACUCUGGAGGCUGGGGGUCAGGAGGACGGAACUCUGGAGGCUGGGGGUCAGGGGGGGGACGGAACUCGAGAGACUGGGGACCAGGAGGGGAACUGCACUCGAGAGAAUGGGGACCAGGAGGGGAACUGCACUCGAGAGAAUGGGGACCAGGAGGGGAACUGCACUCGAGAGAAUGGGGACCAGGAGGGGAACUGCACUCGAGGGGCUGGGGACCAGGAGGGGAACUGCACUCGAGGGGCUGGUGAUCAGAUGGGGAACUGCACUCGAGGGGCUGGUGAUCAGACGGGGAACAGGUCUUCAGGGGCUGGAGAUUAG